Messenger RNA from Hyphopichia burtonii NRRL Y-1933, 786 nucleotides. RefSeq names its product DNA polymerase epsilon noncatalytic subunit (gene HFL1). Gene Ontology annotation, cellular component: CHRAC; nucleus. Bases 1 to 786 code for a protein of 261 amino acids. The transcript has a single exon. The record is from RefSeq and is a predicted model, not a curated record. NCBI's taxonomy places the organism in Eukaryota, Fungi, Ascomycota, Pichiomycetes, Serinales, Debaryomycetaceae. Gene Ontology annotation, molecular function: protein heterodimerization activity.
AUGUCAUCGCCAAUUCCUCAGAGCUCGCAGAAUAUAGAGGUCACAGACAACGACACUCCAAGUACAACCCCUCCAGCACCGGUAUCAAGAACUGCUACGCCUGUUGCUGACAUAGAAAUGGUUGAUGCGAACGAAGAUCAUAAUGAAACCUUAGACAACAACUAUGACGUUGAUGUUGAGAUCCAAGGCGUUGAAGAUACUAAAGCUCCACCGGCUGAAAUAGAAGAAGAAGAAGACGCCAGCUUGACGCUCCCGGUAUCGAAAAUCAAAAAGAUUUUUAAAAUGGACCCCGAUUAUCUAGCUGCUUCCCAAAGUGCAGUCUAUGCUACUGGGGUUGCUACUGAACUAUUCAUACAAUACUUAGUAGAACAAGCAUCUCUUUCAGCUAAGGUUGAUAGAAGAAAGAAAAUCGUUUAUAAGGAUUUCAGUAACGCAGUAUCAAAUCAAGAAGCAUUACAUUUCUUAUCUGAUACUGUUCCUAAAACUCAACCAAUUGGUGCAUUGAUAGAGAAUAAAAAAGUUAAUUUGAACCAAGAAGAUCAAGAGAAUUUCGAUCAGCAAGUUAACAUUAAUACAGUAGAUGAUGCAGGGGAUAUCGAAAUUGACGAUGCUAAUGCACAACCAAAAAAACCUUUGACAAAAGUGGCUCCUGUCUUACCAAAGGGUCAACAAACUUUGAAUUUUGGUAUCCAGAAAAAAGAAGCCAAACCAAUAAAAAAAGCAGUUAUAGAUGAUUUGGUUACAGCUGAUGAUAAUAUGGAAACAACACCAGAAGGAGAAAACUGA